This is a messenger RNA of Puntigrus tetrazona (Sumatra barb), 1555 nucleotides long. RefSeq lists its product as uncharacterized. The transcript is spliced from 2 exons. The record is from RefSeq and is a predicted model, not a curated record. Gene Ontology annotation, molecular function: DNA binding. Gene Ontology annotation, cellular component: nucleus; transcription regulator complex. Lineage: Eukaryota; Metazoa; Chordata; Actinopteri; Cypriniformes; Cyprinidae. The annotation marks the transcript as partial. Gene Ontology annotation, biological process: regulation of transcription by RNA polymerase II.
CGUCCCGCUUCUGCGGAGGACGCGCGUGCGUGUCGCGCACUUCUGACGCGACGGCGUGCGGUUCCGUUCGACGCGCGUCUCGGCAGCGCGUCAAUAAACUCAAUGGCCGUGACCGAGAAACUGAUCCAGAGCGUCCACGCUUACCCGGUGCUUUAUAACGUGUCGCUGCACGAUUAUCGCAGCGCGGAGCGGCGCGUGAAAGCGUGGAGGGAGGUCGCCGCGUCCGUCGGUCUCUCCGUGGUGGAGUGCAAGCGGCGCUGGAAGACGAUCAGGGACCGGUACAUCCGCGAGCGGAGGCUGUGUCAGCUGCGGAGGGAAGAAGGCGGCCGGAGGCUUCAUUUCUGGCCACACAGAGAAAGCCUGUCGUUUCUGGACGCUCACGUCAGGAAGAGGAAGCGUCUCGGUGAGCAGCCGGACGACUCUCUGGACGAGUCCAGCGGCGGAGACUCCAAGCCCGGCUCGGACACGGUCCAGGAGCGUCCGCUCAAAGCUCUGUCCAUCGUCAAGCCGGUGACCCAGCUGCUGCUGACCGGUCUGCCUCCGGGCCUGAAGCUGCCCCAGCCGCCCGCUCCGAGCCCAGCGCCGCCGGCCGUCACCGGAGAGAUCGACGGCAAGACGGAGAAAGACAAGGAGAAGGCCUUCGACGAGGACGAGCUGUUUCUCCUGAGCUACGUCCCUGCCCUCAAAAGACUGACGCCGCAGAAAAGAGCCGCCGUCAAGAUGCAGAUCCAGCAGAUCAUGUUUGACGCAGAGUUCAAAGAGCAGCUCUGACCCCGGAUGUGCUUCCUUUAGUCACGUACCGCCACAAGAACUAGCUCUUCAGCUUUUUCAAACGCAACAUUUCUUUCUUUUUUCUCUAAAUGCUCACCAAUUUUUUUUUUUAUAAAGAUACAGCAAAAGCAGUGAUAUUGUGAAAUAUUUUUACUAUGUAAAAUGUCUGUUUUCUAUGUGAAUGUUGAACUGUAGUUUAUUUCUGUGAAUUCUUUCAGUCUUCAGUGUCACGUGAAAUUAUUAGAAUAUGCUUAUUUGCUGCUCAAGAAACAUUUCAGAUUUUUAUCAAUGUAGAAAACAGUUUAGUCCAUUUUUUUCAGGAUUCUUUUUAUAUAUAACUUGUGGGGGGUGGCAUAGAAAAAUAUACUUUUAUUUAACUAAGAUGCUUUAAAAAGUGACUCAAUGGCUCACAAAAAACGUUAAUAAUGUAGCAAAGGAUUUCUUUUUCAGCUAAAUGCUGUUUUUCAAAACCUUCCAUUUGUAAGAAACCUGAAAAAGUCUAAUUGGCUGUUUUCAACAAAAUAAUGCAUGUUUUUUGAGCAGCAAAUCAGAAUAUUAGGGACUAAUCAUUAUUGGACUAAUGAUACGGAAAAAAAUCAGCUUUGAAAUCACAGAAAUAAAUGAAAGCUGAGGUUCGGUGAGCAGAAACUUCUCUGGUAGUUUAAGUAGAAGUUAGUUUGUCGUGACGCUAUUCGUUGAAUGCAUUUCUAAAAAUAUUUUCAGCAUUAAUUGUCAGAUUUGCUCUACUGCUAAAGAGAGAAUAAAAUGUGUGCCAACGACUAAA